This is a messenger RNA of Daldinia vernicosa, 2718 nucleotides long. RefSeq lists its product as uncharacterized. The record is from RefSeq and is a predicted model, not a curated record. The transcript has 3 exons. NCBI's taxonomy places the organism in Eukaryota, Fungi, Ascomycota, Sordariomycetes, Xylariales, Hypoxylaceae. Bases 380 to 2707 code for a protein of 775 amino acids.
GUUAAGGAAUGACGAUGAUUUCCACGUGGAUGGUAUUAGGCUCAAAGCGGGUUGAUGACUGAAAGCAGCAACAGUAAGGUUAAUUUUGAGGAGGCAUGUUUCUGAGAGCAGUCUUUGUAGAGAUAUUACGGAAACGUCCAGAGCUAACCGCGAUGACAGCCGACCGAAAGAGGAAAACCCAUGACACAAAGCUGUCUAUAGACUUUAGUUGAUAAUGGAGAUGUAUUCGGGCAACUCCUCUUCUGAGGUAAGAAAUCGCUCGUCCUACACCUUGUUCCGUUGACCUUUCAUGUUUCGACCCGACGGUUACGUCCCCUCUCUCGCUUCAUUGAUAUCGCAAUUCGGAUUUCGGUCACAGUAGAUGUAGAACACGCCUGUAAUGGAGGUGACACCUAUGAAUGCGAGUAGUGGUAGGAAGAGCUCCGAGCUACGGCAUUUACGAUAUGAAUUAAAACGCCUUAAGACGUAUUUGGCCGUCCUCGAAUACGACCUUGGACUACCAGAGCAAAAGACGGAGGACUGGGCCGGGGAAGAAUGGACAUCUAAACGUGGACAGAAAAGGAGGGAGAGGGCAGAACGGAGAAGACAACGUGGUCGUGCAGCGCAAAAUGCCCGCGAACGCACGAGAAGGAGGCAGCUGGGGCUAUAUAUAUCGCCUUCGCCUUCGCUGUCCGACGUUCAAGAAGAUAUCAACAGCAAGAUCGACAGGAAAAUAGCGUCUUAUCGAAACCGCAUCAAGCAAACCUCAGUCCAGCUACUUGUCGCCGCUACUGCCGGCCAUCAGUACCGCAAGGGGAAUUUAGCAACCGGGCAAGGUCACCCUAACGUCCGUCGCACGGUUGCUAGGAUGGUUAGGGACUUGAUUAACAAGAAAGCCGGAGGGAAACGCCCAGCUAUAGGUUAUAACCCUGACGACAGCGACGGUUCUAGUGUUAGUGACGAAAGCGACGUUAGCAAUGGUAAUGAUAGCUACCUUGACGACAGUGAUACCAACAUCACUGAGUUAAGUGGUAGCGAAUUCGAAUUCCCAACAUCUAAGUUUGCAGCGGCCUUGAUGGCCCGGGUCGAUGCUACACCAGGACCUGGAGACUGGGCGGACAAGCUCGCGCAACCGGUCAUCGCCAAGUACGCGAAAAAGGGGCCUCCGCACAACGAUACAGAGUUGCAUUUGCCGCCGCACGCAGAAGAGGAGAAAGAUCCAAGACCACAAGACAAGCCCGCCACACCACAGCCAGAGUUCUACGAUCCUAAACAGUGGAAGGAGAUUGAUGGCAUUUUACAUGAGAGUAAAGCAGACGAUACAUCCGUCCGUACCGACCAGCCUCCCGAGGAGAUCGGAAUCAUGACUUGGGAGCAACAGGAGAAGGCCUAUCCGACGCUGAAGUCGAUUCUGGAGAUGGGGGAGGAAUAUGGCCGAUGGGAUCCGGCCUACUUGGACACAGAGAAACCAGAUCCAACCCCAUGGGAUCCAGAUCGAAGGGAGCAAAAUGAGUCCAGGCCCGGUGCAGAGCGACUCCCCUUAGAGGCAAACCUCACUACCAAGAUCUCACUUGAAAGGCUUCGAGUUGGCUUUGAGCGGGUGGAGAUGAAUACUGAUUAUAUCCGAUACUCCCAGAUCCCGGCUAUUUUGCCGGCGAGGUUGAGCGACCAAGAUAUGAUGCGCGGCCCUCUACCGACGCCCCCGAGAUUACCGUUAAAAGGGCCAUCCGGUCGGGUGAUAACGCUUCAGCCAGAGGCUAGCACGCCCGUACAACCCGUCCAACCCGUCCACGCGAAUCCGUAUUUGAAACAACCAUCACAGGAUCCCGUAGAUCCAACAGAAGCAGACGUCCCCUUCGCUCAGUACCACUACCCCAUCGACUCACCCGCUACUUCAACCUUCCAGUUCAACGACGGCAAUCACACCCCGGAGGUGACAAAACAGAGCCCAGAACUUCAGCCCAUCACGGUGAUAUAUCAGAACGCAUCGGCGGGGGGACCUCAGGAACGGGCUCGGAAUGUCAUGUCGGGUAAGGAGGUCCAUUUCGCGGAACAGCCCCAGGAGAUACCGGCUCAGCAACAAGUGCCGGAACCACAACAGCCACAAGAACAACAACAACCGCAACAGCAGCAACAGCAGCAACAGCAGCAACAGCAGCAACAGCAGCAACAGCAGCAACAGCAGCAACAGCAGCAACAGCAGCAACAGCAGCAACAGCAACAAAUCUUGCCAACUUUGGAUCCCGCGCCACGACCACCACCGUCCCGGUCUUCAACCCGACAAACCGCGUCGUUACUACUCCAUUCCAUUUUCCAACCUACUCCCCCCCAAACCACCCCUGCAGAACCCCAACCAGCACCCCCACCACCACCCAGCGGCAACCCGCUCAGCACGAACGACCCAUGGUGGCACUACACAAGCAGCGACGUCGACACAGUCUUAUACCCAGCCUUGCCCGGGCCGAACUUGCAGCCGUUCGAACUACCUCCCCCCUCCGCCACCACCCAACACGACACCGACAGCGAGAUGCAGCUCCAAAACCAGAUCCUCUCCGAGAGCAGAAGAGCUGCCGCUGCUACUUCGGGACCGGGCUCGCUCCUCAAGCCGUUGCGGUCGGCGCUGCCGCUAAAGGGCACAGGCGGUGGCGUUACGAAGAAUACGCAGCAGAAGAAGCGCCGCGUGCGGUUUGGGGGAGAGCAGAUUUUGACUUUUGGGGGGGAUAGAUAGGUGAAUGGAGG